GCUCCAGUUGAAUUGUAAGGACACGUAGCAUCUCCAACUUAAAAGAACCAGGCCUGCUUGUCCUCAAGUUUCACAUCUCCAUCCAACUUCCAAAACACCUACCCCAACCUACCUACUGUACCUACCUACUACCUAUAUACCACCACCAUCAUGCCUCACACAUUCUACGACGGAACAAUCCCGGUAGUCCAAUCCCUCCUCCAGACCUUAUCCCACAUCCUACACCAAGCCGAGCAACGCCCCGACGCCAACAAACUGCUCGAGGCCCGUCUCCACGAGGACAUGUACCCACUGACCGACCAAAUCCGCAUCGCGACGCAAUUCUCCGAGAACCUCGUCGCCCGACUGACUGGUCGCGACCCGGUGGCCUUCGGCGGCAGCCCCGCGUCGUUUGCGGAAUCUUACGAGCGUAUUGAGACGGUGCAGAAAGCGCUCCGCGAGGCCGACAAGGACGUCGUCAACCAGCGCAGCGAGAUAGCGGAGACUACGCAGCUGGGCCCCAAGAUCGAGGUGCAGAUGGCCGGUGCUGCAUAUGCUCAUACUGUUGUCUUGCCCAAUAUCUACUUCCAUCUUACCACUGCGUAUGGCAUUUUGCGGAAGGAGGGGGUUCCGCUGGGGAAGGGGGACUACUAUGCUGGGUUCUUUCCUCAGUAAAGGAUGGGCAUCGGGUUAUGGGUUAUUUAUACUAGGAUAUGCGUCAACCAGAUAUUGAUAUUGGGUUGGUUGCUGGUUCAUGUUCAUUCAUGUUCAUGACCAGAACACGUGUCGGCUCGUGUCGGCGACUCGGCGGCCCGUGGCUUGGCGUCGGCAUCCUCCUUUGGUCUGUACAUAAUAAGUAACUCUCUGACGUCGUUCCAUCGC
This is a messenger RNA of Aspergillus heteromorphus CBS 117.55, 861 nucleotides long. Its product is annotated as DUF1993 domain-containing protein. The transcript has a single exon. Lineage: Eukaryota; Fungi; Ascomycota; Eurotiomycetes; Eurotiales; Aspergillaceae. The coding region runs from base 151 to 654 and encodes 167 amino acids. The record is from RefSeq and is a predicted model, not a curated record.